Messenger RNA from Anolis sagrei ordinatus, 3076 nucleotides. The record is from RefSeq and is a predicted model, not a curated record. NCBI's taxonomy places the organism in Eukaryota, Metazoa, Chordata, Lepidosauria, Squamata, Anolidae.
AUGGCGGCCGACCCCCUGAGCCACUGGCACUCCCGCGCACGAAGCCAUCCUGCUCUGACCUCUCUCUUCUUUAUUUGCAGAUGGAAAGGGCCAGCAGACCAUUCGCCUAAAACAACAUCGAACGUCCUUUGGAAAUUUGUGAAAACAAUGAGAGUUCAACUGAAGGGUGAUGCCAUCUGUACACUCUUCCUGGUGGUAGCGCUCUUCACCAUCCUCUAUUCCCAGCUGGGUCACACUUCCCUUCGAGAAGAACAAGUGAAGGUCCCAAAGAGGCCUUCGCCAUCAACACGUAGGGCCUUCCAUGCCCUCCAAAGGAAGCUGGAUGCCAGGCCGACAGCAUCCGGGCCCAGAAUGAUUUCAGCCAUGAAGCAUCUGAAGGUGGCAAGUCAAAGCCACGUGGGCACCAGCCCUCCACCUUCAACACCUUCCGCCUUUGAUUUCAGGCAAUACCUUCGGGACAAAGACAACAGGAAGUUUGAUAUUCUCAUUAACCAACCCAAGAAGUGCAAAAGGAACCCAGGCGGUCCUUUCUUGCUCAUUGCGGUCAAAUCCCUGGUGGAGGACUUUGACCGCCGGGAGAUUGUCCGGAAAACCUGGGGAAGGGAAGGGUUGGUGAACGGAGCUCAGGUUCAAAGGGUUUUCCUCCUGGCUGUCCCGAAGAAUAAGACGACUUUGCCGACUUGGGAGACUCUCGUCCAACAGGAGAGCCAGAUGUAUCGGGACAUCCUCUUGUGGGACUUCCUCGACACCUUCUUCAACUUGACUCUGAAAGAGAUCCAUUUCCUCAACUGGGCGGACGAGUUUUGUUCCAACACCAAGUUCAUCUUCAAGGGCGACGCUGAUGUCUUUGUCAACGUGGAGAACAUUGUGAACUUCCUCGAGAGCCGCGAUCCCGCCGAGGACCUCUUCGUGGGGGACAUCAUCUACAACGCACAACCGAUCCGGACGCACAAGAGCAAAUACUUCAUCCCAGAGACAAUGUACGGGUUGGGCAUGUAUCCGGUCUAUGCUGGAGGCGGAGGGUUCUUGCUCUCCAGCAGUACCAUGAGGAAGCUCUCCCAGGCCUGCAGCCAGGUGGAACUCUUCCCCAUUGACGACGUCUUCUUGGGCAUGUGCCUCCAAAGAAUCAACCUGAAGCCUGUCAUGCAUGAAGGGUUCAAGACCUUUGGGAUUACCAAGCCCUCCGCUGCGCCUAACCUGCAGACUUUUGAUCCUUGCUUUUACAAAGACCUCAUGGUGGUCCAUAGCCUGAAGGUGGCGGAAAUCUGGCUGAUGUGGAAUCUACUCCACAAUUCGCGGCUCUCUUGCACACAAAGGAAGCAAGUCAAGAAGGCUUUCCGAUGGAAAAUGAAAACUAAAGAGACUACCCUUGGUUAUCCUGCAUGAGAUUGACAUACAAACAGUUAUGUUCCACACCCAACACAACAGACACCGAAUCCUUGCCUUAGGCUCAUUGUCCGAGUAGGAUAGUCUUCCAAGAUCAGUGUUCUGGUGGGUCUGUAGGUAAUUGUGGAGCCCUAUUCUUAAUAUGCAUCUUCUCCCGCAGUCAGGGGCGGCUCGUCCAUUAUGCAAAGUAAGCGGUCGCGGUACACUUUUUUUUUUGCCAGGGGCGCAGAGGUGCCUCUGCAAAUGCCCCUCGACUGCCACUUGAGGAGCGCCCCCUCGGCUCACAACAGCCCUAGCAGUCCGGUGGGAGCCUCAACUUCCUUGCCUCACUGCCGGGCAAUCCUCUUCCCGAAGGGGCCGGGCCCUUGAGCCUCCCCUAGCCCCUCUCGUUCUUGCUCCAUAUCAGUGAUUGGUUGGGGGGGGGCACCAAAAUACUGUUUGCUUACCAUUGAAAAUUACCUAGGGCCGCCUCUGCCCGCAGUGAGGGCAUUGGUUUCCUGACGGAAGGCGGUCUCGGUUGCCUUCCUCUUGGCACGUUUUUCUCUUUCGCCUUCCAUUUGUGCCUCUUCAAAUAAUAAUAAUAUAAUAAACUGUAUUUAUACCUGUUGCAUCCCAGUUCAAGAAAUGAGACCAUAAGAUUAAAUCCACCACACUGGACUGUAGGAAAAGCAAUCCUUGUUUAUUGAUAAAAAAUUGGUUACAAAAGAAAGGUAAAUGCAAAGUCAAAAAGCCACAGAAAAACACAGCAGUCAGUAGAAUCUCUGAACUUGAGCAAAAUUUCAAAAGCCACAAUACAAGAACCAGGAAUCUGUUAGCCUUUUACUAACCAUGAACUUGAUAACUAAGCCUCUGGGAUUACUGGCCAUGAAACACAGGAAUUCUGCCAAGGCACAGCCACAGUCCCAAACGUUGCUUGAUCUAAAGAGGCACCCGGCAGGAGGCCUCUUAAACCAAAGAAGCUAUUCUUUGAAACGCCCCUUGACUUUGAAGCCUGGGCCUGUCUCUCCUGUAAACGAUGUGACCUUCGUAGAAACUGGGAAAUAUUUCUGUCUCUAACUAUCUGUUCUCUUCGGUCCUCAUUAAAAACCCCAGGUGGAGAGAUAUCACGGCUAACUUCUAAAACAUUUUCCUCCAGCUGUUGAGUUUCGUUUUCAUCCCCGCUGACCUCUGCAUCAACAACAGAUUCCACACUGUCAGGGUCAGGGAGAGCUUGCUCAGUUGGAAAAACUAUCAGAGAAUCCGGUUCACACAGAUCAGGAUCAGGCUGAACCCCAACAAUACCCCGCCACCAUCUCCCUGAUGGGGACUCGGAGCAGCUUACAUGAGGCCAAGCCCAAAUAACAAUUUAUUUGUUCAAAUUCUACAGCACUGCUGGUCACAGCUGACCUCCAGCUGGAGCACUCAAGGGCCAGGGCUUCCCAAUUCUCAGUGUCUAUGCCAAAGUUUUUCAGGUUGGCUUUGAGCCCAUCUUUUCCAUUUUCCGUUCUUGAGUUUGGAGUAGAGCAACUGCUUUGGGAGACGGUCACCGGGCAUCCGGACAACGUGGCCGGUCCAGCGGAGUUGAUGGCGGAGGACAAUCGCUUCAAUGCUGGUGUUCUUUGCUUCUUCCAGCACGCUGACAUUUGUCCGCUUGUCUUCCCAAGAGAUUUGCAGGAUUUUCCGGAGGCAGCACUGAUGGAAUCGUUCUAGG